AUGGACAAGGUCGAUCCCGAUUUGGCGCCGUUAAAAAAAGCGAGGCGGCCCGUUAUGGUAGCGUGGAAAGUCAUGCAACCAUGGAGUGCUACCGAAGCUGGCCUCUACCCUGUUGCUGGAGGCCCAUGCCUUUUGAUCAGUGCCUCAAGGUCACCAAUCAGCGAUAUCCUGCGCGACGGUGCUAUGACGUUUGUGGGCGUGGUGGUCACCCCAGAGGCGUCGACGACCUCGAGUGCAUGGAGUAGUACCAGUGGCGGCAUGGCAGUUCCUCACGACCCGGCCUUCGACUUUGAUUUUGCCGCCAGCUUAGAUCCCGCGCUGCCGCCAGACGCCAUGGCACACUUCAUGUCCGACGGAGGCUGCGCACAGGGCGGCAUGGAGCUUGAUCUCAUGUGUCUGGACAUGCUACCGACACCGCCGGCGGCCGAGAGCCCACCACCCACGGCAGGGCCGGAGUCGGACCUGCAUGACCUCUUCUUCGACAUUUUCCAUCCGACAUUGCCUAUUAUCAACCGAGCUCGACUAGACGCAGAGCUAGCCCAGACGCCGCCCUCGCUUGGCGUCGAGGUGCUUUCCAAUGCCAUAGCUGCUUUGGGCGCCUGCACCGUGGCCGAACACGGUGGGCGUGGCGGGAGGGCUGAGUCUCACUAUGAGCGGGCUCGAAGUCUACUCGACGAAUGCGAGCGCGAGGAGAGUGGCAUGUGUCUGGCCGGCAUCAACACGCUGCAGACUCUGCGGCCCAACUGCGACCCGGCCUUUGACAAGCAAGUUGCCGUCCCACUGCCCGGCCCCAGCGACUUCCUCAAAGACUACCACGUCGAGGGCUCGCCAGAGGGCGCCACAAUGCCUUCGAUGCAGCAGCUGUUCAACGCCGGAGUCCCGCUAGAGACGCCAGUGUCUGGUUUCGUAGGAAACACCAUCAUGAUCUUCUUGUACCGCCAGUACCUGUACCACACGCGCCGGCCGAGGCAGCAGGGCGAUGCCAUAUCUGGUGCAUUUUGGGACUCGCAUUACAGUAUCGAGAAGGCAAUCGCCUACUGCCGCAACUGCCUGCUCUCUCAUCAUCUUGGUGGCGAGACUCAAAGCGGGGGUGACGGUGAGGAUGGCGUCGACAACCACCCGCACCCAUUUUCCUCCCCCAGCAGAAGCAGCAGCAGCGCUUGUAGCUCCAGAGGAGAAUCACCAGCUACCGAGGGUGGCGGCGGCCCCUCAUCGCUAGAGCCAGUCUCACUCAUAUUCCGGACGAACCUUGACGCCGUCGAAAUCAUCUUGCACGAAGCCGCUCGGCGCAAGGCCGAGCAAGAUAAACUAUGCACCACCCUGGCAGCUGACGCGUCGGCGAAAGCGGCAGCGGCCUCUUUCGACGUGGCCUAA
Molecule: messenger RNA, 1374 nt
Organism: Gaeumannomyces tritici R3-111a-1
Lineage: Eukaryota; Fungi; Ascomycota; Sordariomycetes; Magnaporthales; Magnaporthaceae
Exons: 3
Coding region: 1-1374 (457 amino acids)
Source: RefSeq, a predicted model, not a curated record